Arvicola amphibius (Eurasian water vole) is the source of this 1245-nucleotide messenger RNA. It is a transcript of the gene Esd, whose product is annotated as esterase D. Gene Ontology annotation, molecular function: S-formylglutathione hydrolase activity. The coding region runs from base 251 to 1099 and encodes 282 amino acids. Gene Ontology annotation, cellular component: cytosol. Gene Ontology annotation, biological process: formaldehyde catabolic process. NCBI's taxonomy places the organism in Eukaryota, Metazoa, Chordata, Mammalia, Rodentia, Cricetidae. The record is from RefSeq and is a predicted model, not a curated record. The transcript is spliced from 11 exons.
GAAAAAAACCAGACACUGAUAGAGUUACUGUGUGUCACCCUCUGGAAGCCCCAGCUCAAGCAGGUGCACCCAAGACUUGGGGCAGGGGUGGAAAUUUGAAACGUCGCCCAGGUUUCUGAACAACUGAAGAGUGACACUUAAGCCCUUCUCACAAGGUCUCCCAACCCCCACCGCUGGAGCGGUCUCUCCCCGAGAUCCAUUGCCCUUUGGUGCAGACAGAAAGAACAAGUAGCAACUUUACAGGAGGAGAAUGGCACUGAAGCAGAUUUCCAGCAGCAGGUGCUUCGGGGGGCUCCAGAAGGUCUUUGAACAUGACAGUGUUGAGCUGAAAUGUAAAAUGAGACUUGCUGUCUACCUGCCUCCACGGGCAGAGAGUGCCAAGUGUCCUGCACUCUACUGGCUGUCUGGUUUAACUUGCACAGAACAAAAUUUCAUAACCAAGUCUGGCUUUCAGCAAGCUGCCUCAGAACACGGCCUUGUCGUCAUUGCUCCAGAUACCAGUCCCCGUGGCUGCAACAUUAAAGGAGAAGAUGACAGCUGGGACUUCGGCACGGGUGCGGGCUUCUACGUGAAUGCCACUGAAGACCCCUGGAAAACAAAUUACAGAAUGUACUCUUACGUAACCGAGGAGCUUCCACAACUCAUAAAUGCCAAUUUCCCAGUGGACCCACAGAGGAUGUCUAUUUUUGGUCACUCCAUGGGAGGCCACGGAGCUCUGAUUUGUGCUUUGAAAAAUCCUGGAAAAUACAAAUCUGUGUCAGCAUUUGCUCCAAUUUGCAACCCAGUGCUCUGUCCUUGGGGCAAAAAAGUUUUUAAUGGAUAUUUGGGACCAGAUGAAAGUAAAUGGAAGGCGUACGAUGCAACCUGUCUCGUGAAGUCCUCUUCAGGUUCCCAGAUUGACAUAUUAAUUGAUCAAGGGAAGGAUGACGAGUUUCUUACAAAUGGGCAGUUACUCCCUGAUAACUUCAUAGCUGCCUGCACAGAGAAGAAAAUCCCUGUUGUUUAUAGGCUACAGGAGGGUUAUGAUCAUAGCUACUACUUUAUUGCAACCUUCAUCACCGACCACAUCAGGCAUCAUGCAAAAUACCUGAACGCAUGAAAAGCUUCAGGUGGAAGAAUCUCAUCGGCAUUAUAAACCUUGGACUACACGGAAUUGCUCAGUAAAAGAUUUGGGGUUUCCUCUCAAAAGAUCAUCCUCCUGCAGUUAAAUCACUUUUCUGAAUAAAGAUAUCAAACUUUCUGAUA